This is a messenger RNA of Pichia kudriavzevii, 1743 nucleotides long. RefSeq lists its product as uncharacterized. Lineage: Eukaryota; Fungi; Ascomycota; Pichiomycetes; Pichiales; Pichiaceae. The transcript has a single exon. The record is from RefSeq and is a predicted model, not a curated record. Gene Ontology annotation, cellular component: membrane; intracellular membrane-bounded organelle; cytoplasm. Gene Ontology annotation, biological process: sphingosine biosynthetic process. The coding region runs from base 1 to 1743 and encodes 580 amino acids.
AUGAGGGGACAUAUUGAUUUUAAAAGAAAUGGGAUAAAGUUAUCUGGACAACCACUUAUUCCUGCGCACACUGCAAAUAGCAAUACGAACCCACUCGGUUGUUGCUUACCGAGUUCAACAUCCACUUCUAACUUUUCAAAUUCGGCAAUAACAUUCUUACCGUUUCUGUGUAUAUUGUGGGCCCAAGAGACAUCCACUGGCAGAGAAAAUGAACUUGAAAUUACAUAUGCUUAUCCUAUAGAAUGUGCAUAUUCAGAUAACCUUGAAACAAGCGAUAAUAUGCAGUUCCAACUACCAUACGAGGAUGCAAAGAGGAAGGUUCGAGUUGCAUCUGAGAUCAUGUUCAUUGAUAUUGAAAGCACUAAAUCAGAACUGCCAAGUGAAGAUAGGGAUAUGAAGACCUGUGAUUUGAUUUUGAAAUACUCCUAUCCGUUUAGUCAAUUCAAUCCAUUUACAGAAGAGUUUCAUCAACAGUCUAUUUUUGUCAUCAUUAAUCCACAUAGUGGUAAAGGUACAGCUCUCGAAAUAUUUAACGAUAAGGUAAGACCCAUAUUAGAAGGUGCGCAUUGUAACAUCACUGUUCAGUUGACCGAUUAUCAAGGCCAUGCAACAGACCUUGCUCGAGAACUCAAUAUUGAUGAGUACGAUACUAUUUUAUGUGCAUCUGGUGACGGAAUUCCAUAUGAAGUGAUCAACGGAUUUUAUCAAAGACCGGACAGAGCACAAGCUUUUUCUAAAAUAAAUAUUGUUCAGUCGCCGGGUGGAUCUGGUAAUGCAAUGUCACUCUCAUGUCUGGGGGCCACAUCUGCAUCUCUAUCUGCAUUAAGGAUUUUGAAAGGGAAACCAUCACAGUGUGAUCUAAUGGCCAUUAGCAAGAGUUCUUCAGACGAAGUUAUUUUAUCCUUUCUAUCUCAAACAUAUGGUGCCAUUGCACAGGCUGAUAUUGGCACCGAGUGGAUGAGGUUUAUUGGUGGUAUCAGAUUCGAUCUAGGGGUGGCAUAUGAGGUUCUUUCAGGGAAGAAAUAUCCGUGCGAGCUAGCCUUUAAGAUAAAGUGCAAAAACAAUGACGAAGUUAUGGAGCAUUAUCAGAACGAGGUCGGAAAAUACAAGAACAAUAGUAGUACCUAUAGCAAUUUGAAAAACAACAAUAGAGAUAUUCAAGGUGCUAGAGGUAUAUAUAGAGAUGACUCGGUAGAGUUUGAUUUGACUGAGCAAAGCCAAGAUAAGAAUGUUUCUUGUGGACUUCAAUUGAGGAAAUUAACUGAAGAUGAUUUCCAGCUAAAAUAUCAUGAGGAAUUUAGAGAGGACACUUCCAUGAGACGGUUACCUGAGGAUUGGGAGAUUUAUGAUAAAGAUAAGACUGAAAAUAUGAGAAUCUUUUAUUCAGGUAAAAUGCCAUAUAUUGCGGCUACCACAAAUUUUUUCCCCGCAGCGUUACCUGCAGAUGGUGCAAUUGAUUUAGUCGUUUUUGAUUCCAGAAGUAAAUUUGCGUCUACUGCAAAUGCAUUACUGUCUCUGGAGAAAGGUACGCAUGUAUGGGAUGACUGUGUGGAGCAUAUGAAAGUUGAAGCGUUUAGAUUAGAGCCGAAAUCAACAACACCAUGCUAUAUUAGUGUUGAUGGAGAACGGUUCCCCUACGAAACCUUCCAAGUGGAGGUUUUAAAAGGUGUUUUAAGAACUAUAUUAUGGGAGGGAAACUACACAGUUACAGGGUUCCUGGAAAAUGGGUAUUCAUCAAAAUAA